Molecule: messenger RNA, 1180 nt
Organism: Lycium ferocissimum
Lineage: Eukaryota; Viridiplantae; Streptophyta; Magnoliopsida; Solanales; Solanaceae
Product: protein PHOSPHATE-INDUCED 1-like
Exons: 1
Coding region: 101-1030 (309 amino acids)
Source: RefSeq, a predicted model, not a curated record
CUGUAUAAAUACCACCAUUCCUCACAACCAUCUCAUCUCACUCCACAGCUCCUCUCUUCCUCUACUCUAGUACUCUUAAUUUUUUUUAUAGAAACCAGCAAUGGCUGCCCAUUUGAUUUUGAAACUCUUUCUUGUAAUUUCUUUCUUUAGUGUGUGCUUUGCUUCAAGAAAGCUCAAUGCUUUAGUCCAAGAUCAGCUCUUGCAGUACCACAAAGGUCCACUUCUUUCUGGCAAAAUCUCUGUCAAUUUAAUAUGGUAUGGCAAAUUCAAGCCAUCCCAAAGGGCCAUUGUAUCCGAUUUUAUCACUUCCCUUUCUUCUCCAACUCCAUCUAAAACCCAUCCUUCAGUAGCCGAAUGGUGGAAAACCACAGAAAAAUACUACCAUCUCGCCAAUUCCAAGAACACCCUUUCCCUCUCUUUAGGCAAACAAGUACUCCUUGAAAAUUAUUCCCAAGGAAAAUCAUUGACACAAAAACAAAUCGUUCAAUUAGCAUCAAAGGGUGAACAAAAAGAUGCUAUUAACAUUGUUUUGACCGCCUCAGAUGUUGCCGUUGAUGGGUUCUGUGUCAAUCGGUGUGGAACCCAUGGGUCUUCCAAAGGUGCUAUUAUUAAGGGCAAAACUUACAAAUUUGCUUAUAUUUGGGUUGGUAACUCAGAAACCCAAUGUGCUGGUUACUGCGCCUGGCCAUUCCACCAGCCCAUUUACGGACCACAAAGCCCACCAUUGGGUGCACCAAACAACGAUGUGGGUGUUGAUGGUAUGGUGAUCAACUUGGCUAGCUUAUUGGCUGGAACCGCCACGAACCCAUUUGGAAAUGGUUACUAUCAGGGCGAAGCAGAUGCGCCUUUGGAAGCUGCAUCUGCCUGCCCUGGUGUUUAUGCUAAGGGUGCUUACCCUGGCUAUGCAGGUGAUUUAUUGGUAGACAAAACUACAGGUGCAAGCUACAAUGCACAUGGUACAAAUGGAAGGAAAUACUUGGUUCCUGCUUUGUAUGAUCCAUCUACAUCUUCUUGUUCAACUCUAGUCUAGAAAAUGAAUAGCAGGAAACUAGUUGGGUUUUGUAGUUGUACACGAAGAAGAAGCUAAUCCAGUAUAGUGAAUACUGUAAUUUUUGAUUCGUUCAUUUGUUUGAGGUUUAAAAUUAAAGAGCAAAUUGCUUCGGUUUGCUUUCAAAAUCAA